Molecule: messenger RNA, 1659 nt
Organism: Arachis stenosperma
Lineage: Eukaryota; Viridiplantae; Streptophyta; Magnoliopsida; Fabales; Fabaceae
Exons: 3
Coding region: 1-1659 (552 amino acids)
Biological process (GO): DNA repair; telomere maintenance
Molecular function (GO): DNA helicase activity
Source: RefSeq, a predicted model, not a curated record
AUGGGAAGACAUCUAUCAGUUUGGGAGCAAACUUGGGCUUAUUUGUCUGAUGAUAUUCUUUAUCGCAGAAGACAUGAGCUGCAAUACCCUAAUCUAACUAUGAGUCAGGAUGAGUUACAAAUGUUUGGUUUGUUGGAGAUUGAGAAACUAUUGCAGAGUAAUGGAAAAUCAUUGAGAAAUUAUGCUGGUAUGCCAGUUCCUGAUAACUCUUUAGUCUCUCAAUUUAGCAAUUUGAUGCUACUACGUGAGUUACAGUAUGAUACUGUUUCUUUGUCUCGGGAGCAUGAUGCAAAUAUAUUAAAGUUAAAUGAAGAACAGAGGGUGGUCUACGAUAAAGUUAUUGAUUGUGUUUUGAAUAAGAGACAUGGAUUCUUUUUUGUGUAUGGGUUUGGUGGCACUGGAAAAACUUUUUUAUACAGAGUUUUGUCAGCUAGAUUGCGAUCUGAGAAAAAGAUUGUUAUUAAUGUUGCUUCUAGUGGUAUUGCUUCUCUGUUGUUACCGGGUGGUAAGACGGCACAUUCUAUGUUCAAUAUUCCUGUUGAGCUUACUGAAGACACUGUUUGCCGGAUUAAGAAGGAUAGCUCAAAGGCUGAGGUAUUUCAAAUUGCUGAUUUGAUUAUUUGGGAUGAGGCACCCAUGACUAACAAAUUAGCAUUUGAAGCGCUCGAUAGGACGUUGCGUGAUAUAAUGGUUUCGGUCUCUGAUAGGAAUAAAAAUUUACCUUUUGGUGGGAAGGUGGUUGUUCUUGGUGGUGAUUUUAGGCAGGUCUUGCCAGUUAUUCCAAAAGGAAUCGGGUCUGAACAAUCAACUGCUCAGGAGUUAAGGUUGUUUUUAGAUUGGAUACUUCAAAUCGGUGAAGGUCGAUGUGGAACAGUGGUUAACGAUAAACUUUUUGUUGAUAUUCCUUCUGAUCUAAUCAUUCCUGUCUUGGAAAAUCCAGUGGAAGAUAUUGUAAAUACAAUAUACCCGAAUUUGGUUCAGAAUUUUCGUGAUCCAAGUUUCUUCCAAGAUAGGGCAAUACUCGCUCCAACUGUCGACAAUGUUGAAGAGAUAAAUAAUUAUAUAGUUGAUUUGUUGCCCGGUGAGGAGAAAAAUUAUCUCAGUGCUGAUUCGAUAUGUGGUAGUGAUGCCUAUUCUGAUGUUGAUGUUGAUUGGAUAACUGUUGAAUUCUUGAAUCAGAUUAGGUGUUCUGGUCUACCUAAUCAUUCGUUAAAGUUGAAAAGAGGCGUUCCUAUUAUUUUGUUGAGGAAUAUUGAUCCGGCCGGUGGUUUGUGUAAUGGGACUCGACUUGUCGUGCGAGAUCUAGGGACAAAUGUCAUUGGUGCAGAUAUUGUUUCUGGUAGCAAUGUUGGGGACAAAGUUUUUAUCACCAAAAUGAGUAUGAUUCCUAGUGAUAUGGUUAUACCGUUUAAAUUCCAACGCCGUCAAUUUCCGGUUUCUCUGUCCUUUGCGAUGACAAUCAACAAAAGCCAGGGUCAGACAUUAUCAACGGUCGGUUUGUUCUUGCGUCGUCCUGUGUUUUCUCAUGGUCAACUUUAUGUAGCUCUUUCCCGGGUUCGGAAUAGAAAUGGUCUUAAGAUUUUACUUUGUGAUGAAGGAUUAGAUGAUGCUGGUAGGACUGAAAACGUUGUCUUUAAGGAAGUUUUUGAUAAGAUAUAA